Dipodomys ordii (Ord's kangaroo rat) is the source of this 1002-nucleotide messenger RNA. RefSeq names its product cathepsin L1-like. Gene Ontology annotation, biological process: immune response. The record is from RefSeq and is a predicted model, not a curated record. Gene Ontology annotation, cellular component: lysosome. The transcript has 7 exons. NCBI's taxonomy places the organism in Eukaryota, Metazoa, Chordata, Mammalia, Rodentia, Heteromyidae. Bases 1 to 1002 code for a protein of 333 amino acids. Gene Ontology annotation, molecular function: cysteine-type endopeptidase activity.
AUGAAUCCUUCUCUCCUCCUGGCUAUUCUUUGCUUGGGAUUGGCCUCAGCUCUUCCAAUAUUGGAUUAUCGUUUUGAUGCAAAAUGGCAGGAGUGGAAGUUAAUGUAUGGAAAAACAUACGACAUGAACGAAGAGCUAUAUAGGAGAGCCAUAUGGGAGAAGAAUAUGAAAAUGAUUGAAAUACACAAUGAGGAGUACAAAGAAGGGAAGCACAGCUUCACCUUGGCAAUGAAUGACUUUGGAGACAUGACAAAAAAAGAAAUUAGGGAAAGGAUGAUGGGCUUGAAAAUCCCUAAGAAAAAGAAAGGGAUGGUAUUCCAGGAAAGGCUGACUGGUGAUGUCCCAGACUAUGUGGAUUGGAGAGGAAGAGGCUAUGUGACCCCCGUGAUGAAUCAGGGUGCUUGUAAUGCCUGUUGGGCUUUUAGUGCUGCUGGGGCCCUAGAAGGACAGAUGUUCCGGAAAACUGGCAGACUAGUUGCACUGAGUAAACAAAACCUAGUGGACUGUUCUCAGCCUCAAGGUAAUGACGGAUGCAGUGGUGGCUGGAUGGAUCAUGCCUUCGAGUAUGUUUACGAGAAUGGAGGCCUGGACUCAGAGGCAGCCUAUCCAUAUGAAGACCAGGAAGGACCCUGCAGGUACAGACCUGAGUAUUCUGCUGCUACUGACACAGGCACUGUGUACAUCCCUUCUUCAGAGGAGGUACUUAAGAGAGCUGUGGCCAUUGUGGGGCCCAUUUCUGCUGCUAUUGAUGCAAGUCAUGAUUCCUUCAACUAUUAUAUAGGAGGCAUUUAUGAUGAACCGGCCUGCAGCAACACAAGUGUGAAUCAUGCUGUUCUGGUGGUUGGCUAUGGAUACGAAAGGCAGCAAUCACAGAUCAGAAAAUACUGGCUGGUUAAGAACAGCUGGGGGACAAAUUGGGGCAUACGGGGCUAUAUAAAGAUAGCCCGAGACGAAAACAACUACUGCGGCAUUGCCUCAUAUGCCAGCUUCCCAACUGUGUGA